CAACACAGCGCGACGCAGCGACGCCGCAGGAGGAGCGGGAGCUGAGACGGCGGUGACCCUGUGCGCGCCUGUGGCCAGUCCCACUCCCGCUCGGCCCGUGGCGGCCGGGCUGGUCCUCUCGGCCGCUCCGGGGCUCAGUGAGCGUGGCAGCAGGUCGCACACUGGGCCAGUGACUGAGCCUGGGCCUCCGCCUGUGGCAGGGGCUCUCGGGAGGAAUGGCGGCCGCCGGCAGCCUGCUUCGCCUCCUGUGGCAGUGUGCGGUGACAGGGGCCACCCCCACGGGCCGCCACCUGCACACGUCCUCCUGGAGGGCUGACAGCAGCAGAGCCUCGCUUACACGCGUACGCCGGCAGACCUACGCACGCCUCUACCCUGUGCUCCUGGUCAAGCAGGACGGCUCCACCAUCCACAUCCGCUACCGGGAGCCUCGACGGAUGCUGGGGAUGCCUGUGGACCUGGACGCGCUGUCCCCGGAGGAGAGGCGGGCACGCUUCCGGAAACGCGAGGCCCAGCUCAGAGAGAAGGAGCAGCAGCCAGAGCUUGCUGAUGACUUUGACGUGGAGCGGUACAAGCGGUUUUGGACCAAAAAGUGACCACUCCUGCAAGCUGCCCUGGCCUGGGGACACUGGAGGGGGCAUGUCUUUAAAUCAUGUGUCCAGGAA
Molecule: messenger RNA, 662 nt
Organism: Equus quagga
Lineage: Eukaryota; Metazoa; Chordata; Mammalia; Perissodactyla; Equidae
Gene: MRPL55
Product: mitochondrial ribosomal protein L55
Exons: 4
Coding region: 216-593 (125 amino acids)
Biological process (GO): translation
Cellular component (GO): mitochondrial large ribosomal subunit
Molecular function (GO): structural constituent of ribosome
Source: RefSeq, a predicted model, not a curated record